Molecule: messenger RNA, 566 nt
Organism: Merops nubicus (carmine bee-eater)
Lineage: Eukaryota; Metazoa; Chordata; Aves; Coraciiformes; Meropidae
Gene: MTFR1
Product: mitochondrial fission regulator 1
Exons: 4
Biological process (GO): mitochondrial fission; aerobic respiration
Cellular component (GO): mitochondrion
Source: RefSeq, a predicted model, not a curated record
AGAAGAUCAGCGCCCUGGAGAAUGAGCUGGCCACUUUAAGAGCACAGAUAGCCAAAAUCGUGAGCCUGCAAGAACAGCAGAACCUGACAGCAGUUGGGCCAAGUCCAGCUUCUUCAGCUGCUGUCCCUGUUGCACCUCCACCACCACCACCUCCUCCUCCUCCACCACCACCACCACUGCCUCCUGUGGGUCUCCAGCAAAGUACGUCUGCCAUCGAGCUCAUUAAAGAAAGGAAAAACAAAAAAAUGAACUCUGGACAGAACCUGGCAGACAACGGGCCAAAGAAACCUGAAAUGCCAAAUAUGCUAGAAAUUCUCAAAGACAUGAGCAGUGUUAAACUGCGCUCAGUGAAAAGGUCAGCAGAAGGCACCAGACCGAAGGCGGCCGACCCCGCGGACCCCGCGGCGCUGAUCGCGCAGGCGCUGCGGAAGAAGUUUGCCUAUCGCUACCGGGGCGAGGGGCCGGGCGAGGCGGAGCAGGGGGCUGCAGGGGGCGAGGGCCUGCUGUUUGGACCACAUAUGCUGAAAUCUACAGGAAAAAUGAAGACUUUAAUUGAAAACACUUAA